Messenger RNA from Synchiropus splendidus (mandarinfish), 875 nucleotides. Its product is annotated as tetraspanin-19. Bases 3 to 875 code for a protein of 290 amino acids. Gene Ontology annotation, cellular component: membrane. The transcript is spliced from 8 exons. Lineage: Eukaryota; Metazoa; Chordata; Actinopteri; Syngnathiformes; Callionymidae. The record is from RefSeq and is a predicted model, not a curated record.
AGAUGGACCCACAGCUGAAGCUUCUGCUGCUCAAGUUCUUUUCUCUGAUCUGGAACAUCUUCUUCCUGGCCCUCGGGCUGAGCAUUGGUGGCGCCGGACUCUGGAUCCUCUAUGACUCUGGAAGCUUCAUCGGCGUGGCCGCCUCAGAUCAGGUGCUGCUGGCUGCCCUGUGUCUCGCGCUGAUCGGCGCCAUGGUGAUAGUGGUCAGUGUUGUGGGAUGUUUGGGGGUGGCCAGGGAGAACCGAGUCUUGCUGCUGACGAACCAGAUUCUCCUGCUGAUCCUGGUCCUCGGGCAGAUUUACGUCACACUGCUACUGCUACUCAACAAACUGCAGAUCCAGGAGAAUCUAAACCAAGCCGUUGAUGACAUCAUCAUCAAGUAUGGCACUGGUGGAGACCACAUGGACUCGCUGCUGGACAAAGUUCAAAGAGAGGAGAGCUGCUGUGGCAGAAGCGGCCAUUCUGAUUGGCUGAACAACGACUUCAUCCGGACUCUGAACCUGAGUGGCCCGGAUGUGCUGCCGUGUUCCUGCUUCCGCUCCCACGAUCUCGAGCCAAUGGCUCGCUGGUGCUCGAAGUUGCAGAACUUGACCAAUCCACAGAUCGCAGCAGGGAAUGCCAGCAACAGCCAGGGCUGCGACGUGCAGCUGCGCGACUGGCUGCAGGCCAACAUCGUCACUAUUGUUGGGAUGGACUUCGGACUCCUCCUGACUGAGGUGAUCUACUUGCUCCUCAGCUGGUUCCUUUACCGGGCGGUCAGACGAAAGACUGCGCCCAUAAAAACCGAGCCAGGAGCAGAUGAUGACCUACCGACCGAACACAGCGACAUCGAUGACAACAGUUUCCAUGACGACCAGCCACUUGUGGACCAGUAG